Arabidopsis arenosa is the source of this 1065-nucleotide messenger RNA. NCBI's taxonomy places the organism in Eukaryota, Viridiplantae, Streptophyta, Magnoliopsida, Brassicales, Brassicaceae. The record is from the annotation of a GenBank genome assembly.
AUGAUCAUGAUAUUGAUAGAGCUUUUGUAUCAUUAAAUUUCUUCUCUUCUCUUAAAAUGGCACUUCAAGCUCAACACCAUUCCUCUAAUCUCAUCUUCUUCAAUAAAAGAAACGGGAAAGAGAAAGAAGAUAAUUUUACAUUACAAUCACAAGCUGGAGAUUUUCUUGAUCAAACCAAUAUGUUAUACAACAAUGGAAGUUUUAAUCAGAGAAAAAGAAGAAGAGAAACGAACAAUCAUCAGUUCUUACCUAUGCAGUCUCAUCAGUUUCCUCAAGUUAUAGACUUAUCUUUAUUACACAACCAUAAUCAUCCACCGUCGAAUAUGGUUCAUACAGGACUCCGGUUAUUUUCCGGCGAAGAACAGACACAAAAGAUUAGUCACCAGCUAAGUUUUGUCUCCGAUUCGUCUGAAGAUGUUUUUGCUGCAUAUAUCAAUAGGCAAAGCGAAGAACUUGAUGAGUUUCUUCAUGCCCAGGCGGACGAGAUACGGCGCACAUUAGCUGAGAAGAGGAAGAGGCACUAUAACGCGCUUCUUGGUGCUGUGGAAGAGCCGUUGGUACGUAAGCUGAGGGAGAAAGAAGCAGAGAUAGAGAGAGCCACGCGCCGUCACAAUGAGCUGGUGGCGCGUGACUCGCAGCUGAGAGCGGAGGUGCAAGCAUGGCAAGAGAGAGCUAAGACGCACGAAGCCGCCGCCGCGUCGCUGCAAGCUCAGCUUCAGCAGGCAGUUAACCGAUGCGCCGGUGAACAUGUAUCGGCGCAGGAUAGUAGAGCGGCGGAGGAAGGCACUGCGGGAAUCAGCGGAUUGGACGACGCCGAGUCGGUGUACGUCGAUCCGGAGAGGAUGAGACGGCCGAGUUGCAAAGCUUGCCGGAAAAGGGAAGCGACGGUAGUUUUGUUACCAUGUCGGCAUCUGAGCAUAUGCCCGGAAUGUGACCGGACAGCUCUAGCUUGCCCGUUGUGUCUCACGUUGCGAAAUUCAAGUGUUGAAGCUAUCCUUGGCUAAAUGGGCCUACUUCAAGCCCAUUAGGUUGUUAUUGUAAUGUACAUAAAAACAUUUUAGGAAA